Vombatus ursinus (common wombat) is the source of this 2231-nucleotide messenger RNA. RefSeq names its product lactase like (gene LCTL). The transcript has 14 exons. The record is from RefSeq and is a predicted model, not a curated record. Lineage: Eukaryota; Metazoa; Chordata; Mammalia; Diprotodontia; Vombatidae. The coding region runs from base 1 to 2208 and encodes 735 amino acids. Gene Ontology annotation, molecular function: beta-glucosidase activity. Gene Ontology annotation, biological process: carbohydrate metabolic process.
AUGAAUCACGGGAGGAACUGCUCACAGACUUGGAGACAAGAGUCUGCAGCGGCUGGGACAAAUAGGAAAUGCCCUUUCCAUGCGCCUUCCCCCUUGGCUGGGCUUCCCCUCUGUUUGCCCCGCUCGGCUUUCCGCCCCUCUCCCAGGCUCGCCCUGCGCCCGCCUCCCUCGCUGGGUAAACAGAGCCGCGCAGUGGCUGCUGCCGCCGCCGCCGCCAGAGCCCCGGAGCCCCGGAGCCCCGGCGCUGGAAAUGAUACCGCUUUCCUUAGGACUGGUGCUUCCUCCGCCCGGCGACAGUGGAAAGUUCAGACGCGGGCCUGGACAAUUGGGCGGGGGAGGGGAACCAGACAAGUAAAAGGACAAGUCGUUCUCAGUGCUAGCCGAGCCAAAGACAUUUCUCAACAUCUCUGCCCGCCCUCGCCGCCGCCGACCCCACCAUCCGAGCGCCCCAAAGGCGCUGAUGGGAAGGACCGCCCUUGCAGAAUUCAAGCACUCAACAAAUACGGACUGAGCUCCUACUGGGUGUCUCUGAGGCCUGUACUGGGAGCUGGAGGAGACACGGACCAGAGAAAGCAUUUCCCUCGGGAUGAUGCCUCUUUUUACUAUGGGACCUUCCCCCCUGGCUUCUCAUGGGGUGUUGGAAGCUCAGCCUACCAGACCGAAGGGGCCUGGGACCAAGAUGGGAAAGGCCCAAGCAUAUGGGACACCUUUACUCAUCGCCAAAAGGGGAGGGUUUUCAUGAACCAGACAGCUGAUUCAUCUUGUGAAAGCUACUACAAAACCCAAGAUGAUAUCAAAUUAUUGAAAGAGUUGAAUGUUAGUCACUAUCGAAUUUCUAUAUCCUGGCCUCGGUUGAUACCCACAGGGGUCAAAGCAGACUAUGUGAACGGCAAGGGCGUCAAGUUCUACAGUGAUUUCAUUAACACUCUUUUGGAAAAUGACAUCACACCUAUUGUGACCCUCUACCACUGGGAUCUUCCACAGAUGCUUCAGGUGAAAUUUGGAGGUUGGCAGAAUGUAAGCAUGGUCACCUACUUCAAUGAUUAUGCCAAUCUAUGCUUUGAAAAGUUUGGGGACCAGGUAAAGCAUUGGAUAACUUUCAGUGAUCCUUGGUCAGUUGCAAAGGAAGGCUAUGAGACAGGGCGACAUGCACCUGGACUGAAGCUCAGAGGUACUGGGGCAUACACAGCAGCGCACCAUAUCAUUAAGUCCCAUGCAAAGGUCUGGCACUCUUACGACAAAAUCUGGCGCAAAAAACAACAAGGACUGGUGGGUAUUUCAUUAACUUGCAACUGGGGGGAGCCCGUGGACAUUACCAACCCAAAGGACAUCGAGGCUGCUGAAAGAUACAUGCAGUUCUGUUUAGGCUGGUUUGCAAACCCCAUUUGUGCAGGAGACUACCCCCAAGUUAUGAAGGACUACAUUGGCAGAAAGAGUACAGAACAAGGCCUGGGGAUGUCAAGGUUACCAGUGUUCUCGAUCCAUGAAAAAAAUUAUAUUAAAGGCACAUUUGACUUCUUGGGAUUAGGUCACUUUACUACUCGAUAUAUCACAGAGAAGAAUCACCCUGCCCGUCAAGGGCCCAGCUAUCAAAAUGAUCGUGAUAUAGCAGAAUUAGUUGACCCAAACUGGUCAGAUUUAGGCUGUAAUUGGCCACAUUUGGUGCCAUGGGGAUUUAGGAGGCUCCUCAACUUUGUUCAGACUCAAUAUGGCAAUCCUCUCGUAUACGUGACAGAAAAUGGCGUGUCUGAAAAGCUAAAUCAUAUUCAGUUGUGUGACGAGUGGAGAAUACAGUACCUCAAAGGAUACAUUAAUGAAAUGCUAAAAGCUAUAAAAGAUGGUGUUAAUGUAAAGGGAUAUACUUCCUGGUCUCUGCUUGAUAAAUUUGAAUGGGAAAAUGGAUACUCAUACAGAUAUGGAUUCUUUUAUGUUGAAUUUAACAACAGGAAUAAACCUCGAUAUCCUAAGGCUUCAGUUCAGUACUAUAAAAAUAUCAUCAGUGCAAAUGGAUUUCCUAAUCCAAUAGAGGUGGAAAGAUGGUACAGCAUAGCCACUGAAACCUGUUCUACCACCAACCAGAUCCUUGCUGCAGAGCCCUUGUUACAUCACAUGCAAAUGGUUACAGAGAUUGUGGUGCCUACAGUCUGCACACUAUGCAUACUUCUAAGUGCAGUUCUACUGACGUUCCUUCUUCGGAGGCAAAGCUAAGAAAAGGUUACUUAUAAAAGGUU